Molecule: messenger RNA, 6411 nt
Organism: Oncorhynchus kisutch (coho salmon)
Lineage: Eukaryota; Metazoa; Chordata; Actinopteri; Salmoniformes; Salmonidae
Product: rho guanine nucleotide exchange factor 4
Exons: 13
Coding region: 166-5451 (1761 amino acids)
Biological process (GO): intracellular signal transduction
Molecular function (GO): protein binding; guanyl-nucleotide exchange factor activity
Source: RefSeq, a predicted model, not a curated record
GAGGAGGAGGAAGAAGAAGAUUGCCAUGUUUACAGUCAACAGGAACAGGCAGUAGAAAGCACAUCCUGCCCUGAAUCAGCACAGCCAAACACUGUUAAAACAGCAGAGUUCUCUGACCAUACAGACACCGACUCUGACCAUGUUGGGCUGUCAAGCACAGAGGAGAUGGAGGAUGCUAUAUUCCCCUACAGUCCUACAGGAGUCUUCGUAGAGAUCACUAGUGAUCUGUAUGUUGAUCUCUGCACACAGGGUGUUUCUAGUGACAUAGGCCAAGGGUCAAACCAACCUACAGAGACUGAGCCUCUUCAGGGAGACAGCACAGAACCACCUGCCUUAGAUCAGGAGACUGUACCACUGAGGAGGAUAGAGAUAACUGUGGGAGCAGACUUUUCUGUUACCAUAGGAACAGACUAUCCUGUUAUCGUGGGAACAGACUCUCCUGUUAUUGUGGGAACAGACUCUCCUGUUACCGUGGGAACAGACUGUCCUGUUACUGUGGGAACAGACUCUCCUGUUACCGUGGGAACAGACUCUCCUGUGUGUAAAGAACAAGUCCAUAGCCGCCGGGAUCACCUAGAGAUCCACCACAGGAUCCUUGAGCCUCCCUCUCCCUGCCCUGUGCCACCCUCAAUCAUUUCUCUGUCCUCCCUCUCUGACUCCAACAACCACACCAAGGCCAGUGAAAGGUUGUGGUCAGGGUCUCUCUGUAUGAGGGGCCAGAUGCCAGAGCAGUGGUCCUCUGAGGUAGAGAUAAAGGUAGCCCACCAGAGCAGGUUAAAGGAGUGUGGGGAUAAAACUGAUGGGGAGUCCCCUUCCCUGACCGAGCCUGCAACGUUAACCUCGAAAUUCCUGGGGGAGACCAAUGACACCCUGGACAGCGCUCUUGAAGACCCCCCUGAGGAUUCUGAGAAGUUCCUGUCCCUCGUGGACUACCACCCUUGCUGGUGCAGUGAUGACUCAGCCGUGUUCUGGCUGGAGGAUGAGUAUCCCUUCAGCCUGGCUGAGGUGGAAGAGCUGGAGAGGCUUCAGAGAGAGGGUUACAGAGACGCCCCUAAUCAGAACCAUACAGACUGGAGAGGAGACAUCUCUAACCAUACAGACACUACAGACUGGAGAGGAGACAUCUCUAACCAUACAGACACUACAGAGUGGAGAGGAGACAUCUCUAACCAUACAGACACUACAGACUGGAGAGGAGACAUCUCUAACCAUACAGACCCUACAGGGUGUAGGGAGACUAAUUGUGCUGCAAACAGUACAACAGGCCUCUCUGAACCCUUAUUUUCCUACCUGGAGACCAGAAGCCUGCUAUUGGACAGUGUGGAGAAGGAGAAGGGCCAGCAGCCCAUUCCCCACCAAUCCCCCAAGCCUCCCUGGGACAGAGACAGACAGGAGUAUAGCAACUCACCUGAGACUUUAGGAUUAGAGGACAGUUGGUUUACUGAGGAGGACAGCUCAUACAGAUCCUACCUCCAGACCAGCUCUCACCCUACCCUCCUGCAGCAGGAUCGUGAGGUGAGGAUCGUGAGGUACCCCUAUCCCGGCGUCAGUCUCAACCUGCUCUCCCUUACUAGCCUGGAAACCAUCCUAGAGGCUGAUCCUGACCACUCCCUGGACAACUCUGGGACCAUGGAAGAUGAGACUGGGGAUGAGGAGGAAGAUAAGGAGUGGAGAAAGAUUGUUAGGAUAAGGCCCACUGAGGAGGACCGAGGCACCGUUCUUCUGUCUGGUGACAUCAUCAUAUCCUAUGUGCCCACUUUCAGCACGUCGUCGUGUCGCCCUGAGGACUUGUCCAGUAUCGAGUCGUCAGAGCACCAGCUGGUCUUGUCGACCGUUGACCCCGAUGACCCCAGGGUCAUGACCUUACCACACGACAGGGACGCCUCGGGCAGCGAGAGAUGCUCCAGUCCCACCCCCACCUCUGUGUCCUACGAUUUUGACUCCACCAGCACUAACAGUGAGGAGACGGAAGAGUCCAUCCUGCCUGUCUCAGGGGGGAACACCAACCUCCACAAACCCAUGAAGAGCAAGUCUAAAGGAGGCCGGGCGGGGAGCACCAAGAGCUCCAAGUUCUCUGUCUUCUCCAAGAUGCCUUCCUUCAGGAAGAAGAACAGGCUGAAGAACACCAAGGUGGACAGCUCGCCCCGGGACUCACCCGACCUGGGCCUGGGAAGGGAGCUGGGGGGAGACGCCUCAGACAACGACAGUGUCUUUUUGACGGUCCAGCAGGCCUUCUCCUCUGGUCCGGUGGGUUGCUACGAGACAGAGGAGGAGGACUACAGCUUCUUCCCCUCCACGCCUCGCACCCGCCACGUCCACCUGCUCUUCAGGGAGGGGUCCAGCAGCCCAGACACCCCUCUGACCUCCCAGCCCGGAGGUCUCAGACACAACCAGACUGGGGCCCCCGAGGGCCUGCACGGCUACAAGAGGAGCAAGAGCUCUGACAGCCUCAACCUCCGCAUGCGCUUCGCCCAGGCCCACAAGUCCCUAUCCGGCCUGUUUGAAUCUCGCUCCAUGGAUAAGGAGAACGAGAAGGAACAGGGGAGCGUUGAGACAGGGAGUGAAGGGAAGGUGGGGCGAGCCAAACAGUCCUGGAGGAGGCUGAGGGCCAAAGAGGCUGAGCUGGUGAGGAGUACCCUGUCUGUCCCGGUCGGGGAUGGGGUCGCGGGAGAGGACGGUGGGGGUUUGAGGACGCCCAGACAGAUCCACAGUGACUAUGCAUCCCGCUCGGCCUCAGGCUCAGUGCUCAGUGUCCCUGGGUCCCCCUCUUCUCUCAGGGGUCUGAAUCUCACCGACCACUUCACCAAGAGGGGCCUGCAGGACAGUCAAAGAAGGUCCGGGGCCAACACCCCACAGGGCUGCAAGUUGGAUGGCGAGAGGAGGGAAGGGAAAGUCCCGCCCAAAGACCUGUCAAUCAACUUCUCAGACUCCGGACCGCCGUACUCGCAAGACUCUGAGGCUCCGCCCGCUAUUGAAUCCAGCGCCCUGUCGCUCAUGAGCCCCGCCUCCCUGGCUGCAUUAGCCAAUCAGCUGUCCUGGUCCCCAGGGGGAGGCUAUGAGAGCACAGUGUCUAGCAUGGUAGCUACACCAGACACCCCAGUGAGACCCAUGAGCCCCAAGCCCCACAGCCCCAGACCUGCUGCCCAGCACAGGUCUAUCUGCAACCCCCCCACUGUCUCUGCCCGGGCCUCAGUCCUGUCCCUGCUCCUCAUGGGCCAGUCAGCCAGUGUAGAGGGCCUGUCUGACCCGCCAGAGAAGCCCAAGACCCUGAAGCCCCGAGCUGGGCCGUUAGACUCCUCCUCCCUCAGUCCAUUGGAGGAAAGAGAAGUGGACAGUCUGCUUACACCUAUGUUCUUCAAACAGUUUGAGACCAGUCAGGAUGGAUGUAGACCCUGCAGCCAGACAGGGGGAGGAGGGAAGAGGCUAUCAGAGCUGAAGACUCCUGGGCCUUCACCGGAUACUACUGCCUUAGCCCUCAGACCACCACUAGGCCACAGGCCGGACAGGGAUCCGAGACGCCACCGCUGCUGCUCAGAUGACCUGUGGAUCGAAGAGGAAACCAGACGGAAGCGGAAGCUGGCCCGAGUGAUGAGAGGAAGCCUGGGACAACUCAACACACACUGUCCUGAAGAGCUCGACAAAUCGCAUGCUUCAGUGUCCCUGUCGACCAUGGAGGCAUUCUCUGGGAUGAUCCUGAAGUCCCACUGCUUCUCCCAGAGCACCCCCAUCGGUCUGGACUGUCUGGGCUGGAGACGACGCACCUCCUACCCCUUACCAGACGGGGGUGGAGAGAAGACCAGUCUGGGGCUGGGUGAUGAUCUAGGCAGUGACGAGGACCUGUUUGAAGAGUUCCGCAGUUCCAGACAUCACUUUGGACACCCAGGGGGAGGUGGGGAACAACUGGCCAUAAAUGAGCUGAUUAGCGAUGGCAGCUGUGUGUACGCCGAGGCGCUGUGGGACCAUGUCACUAUGGACGACCAGGAGCUGGGCUUCAAGGCGGGGGAUGUCAUCGAGGUAGUGGAUGCCACCAACAAAGAGUGGUGGUGGGGACGCAUUCUGGACAGUGAGGGCUGGUUCCCAGCCAGCUUCGUCCGGUUGCGUGUGAACCAGGAUGAGCCUAUGGAGGAGUACCUAGCCCAGCUGGAGAAGCCUGGGGCUGGGGAGAAUGACCAGCCAGGCGUGGGCCUGUUUCUGGGACCAGGCCUGCCUUGUAAGGAACAGAUGAGGACUAAUGUCAUCAAUGAGAUCAUGAUCACAGAGAGAGACUACAUCAAACACCUCAAAGACAUCUGUGAGGGGUACAUCAAGCAGUGUCGUAAAAGGAUAGACAUGUUCACAGAGGAGCAGCUGCUGUGUAUCUUCGGAAACAUCGAGGACAUCUACCGCUUCCAGACAAAGUUCCUGAAAGGUCUGGAGAAGAGGUUCAACAAGGAGCAGCCGCACCUCAGCGAGAUCGGAUCCUGCUUCCUGGAACAUCAAACAGACUUCCAGAUCUACUCGGAGUACUGUAACAACCACCCCAACGCCUGUGUGCAGUUGUCCAGGCGGAUGAAGACCAACAAGUACGUGUUCUUCUUCGAGGCUUGUCGUCUGCUGCAGAAGAUGAUUGACAUCUCGCUGGAUGGGUUCCUGCUCACGCCCGUCCAGAAGAUCUGCAAGUACCCUCUGCAGCUGGCCGAGCUACUGAAAUACACCAACCCCCAGCACAGGGACUAUAGGGACGUGGAGGCUGCCUUGAACGCCAUGAAGAACGUGGCCAGGCUGAUCAACGAGAGGAAGCGACGCCUGGAGAACAUCGACAAGAUCGCCCAAUGGCAGCGCUCCAUAGAGGACUGGGAGGGAGAAGAUAUCCUCAGUAAAAGUUCAGAUCUGAUCUUCUCUGGAGAGCUGACGAAGAUCUCCCAGCCUCAGGCUAGGAGCCAGCAGCGCAUGUUCUUCCUCUUCGACCACCAGAUGGUCUACUGCAAAAAGGACCUCCUGCGCAGGGACAUGCUGUACUGUAAGGGUCGUAUGGACAUGGACCAGAUGGAGGUGGUGGAUGUGGAGGACGGGAAGGAGAAGGACUUCAACGUGUCGGUGAAGAACGCUCUGAAAUUGUGCUCGCUGGCGGGUGACGAGGUCCACCUGCUCUGUGCCAAGAAGCCUGAGCAGAAACAACGCUGGCUCCGAGCCUUCCAGGACGAGAGGAGGCAGGUGCAGCACGACCGCGAGACAGGAUUCUCUAUCACUGAGGUCCAGAAGAAACAGGCCAUGCUCAACGCCUGCAAAAGCCAUCCAGCUGGGAAGCCCAAAGCGAUGACACGGCCCUAUUGUGACUUCCUGCUCCGUCAGAAGCAGCCAUCUCUGCCCAGCAGCGUUCCCCAGCAGCAGGUCUUCAUGCUGGCUGAGCCCAAACGAAAGGCAACCACCUUCUGGCAAAACAUCGGCAGACUGACGCCUUUCAAGAAGUGAACCGCCAAAGGAGAGGAGAGCUCUCUGCUCGUGCCUGAACUUAACUUUUUAUGCCAGAUGCUCUUUAUUAUACAUAUAUAUAUAUAUAUAUGCAUAAUCCUAUCCUAAUUGAAAUACUGAUAUCGUGAAAGAUUAUUACGAUGAUAUUUUUUUCUUUGGAGAAAGCACUUUAUUAGGUUGGUUACAAUUAGACUUGGGAAUGGUUCUUCCGGACAUUGUGUGUAUACAUACACGUUGGGAGACUGUCACGAGGACUAUUAUACCUGCUACUGCAACCAACAACCGAUUGGUUCCACUACUGCGGCGUGAUCAUGUGACUGACUGCCAGUGAGGCUCCUCUUUAUGAAAGACGUUGACUUGGCGACAGCAAAAUGUGACAUUUUUCCCCCUCUGUUGUUUUUGUUUUCCGACUAAAUGCCAACUGUUCACAAUGCCAGAAACGUGUUACUUUUGCAUUUAAGUUUCUUUCUGGAAAAAAAAAAAGGUGAUAAAUUGUGAUAAAGGAUUAUUGUACUUCUUUCUGUACAAAAAAAAUGACAAAAAAAAUGUUUUCCUGGUUUAUUUUAAUUAUUUAAUAAGAGUCGAUAGUUCACACGCCUAACCUUUGAACUUUCCCAAACUCGGUCCUCUGGACCCCAAGGGGUGCACAUUUUGGUUUUUGACCCUAAAACUACACAGUUGAUUCAAAUGAUCAAAGCUGGAUGAUUAUCUGAAUCAGUGGUGUAGUGCUAGGGGGAACAAAAACUAAACAUGUACCCCUUGAGGACUGAGUUUGGGAUCCCUGCAUUACCCUGCGCGUAAUUCACUUCUUUAUGGGAGUGCCAUCUGAAUAUGUAUGAAGAGUACUGUUUUACCUUUAUAAACCCCUACAUUUACAUUCAUUUAGCAACACAUUUUCGGAUUCUACAUGUAUUCUCAAAAUGAGGCUGGAUUAAAGAGGUGCGCUUUUGUUCCCCAUUG